CGUCGGUGUAGAGCGUCCGCUAUUUUAUAGCGCCUCUUGCUGGUUGAGGGAAAUAGAUCAGUUUAGGAGAAGAGAUUAUAGCCAGAGAACGGACUGGACUGCGAUGGCCGCUAUUGUUCGGUCCCUGCUCAAUACCGGGAGGAAAAACAAAAUCAGCAAGCAACUAAUGCAGUAUAUUCGCUGCAGGCAUGGGGAACCCACUAAACCUCUCGUUCACUUGAAAGGAUGUGACCUUCUAACCUUACAAAAUUAUGCACCAGAAGAAAUCAAAUAUUUGCUUUGGGUGGCAUCAGAUUUGAAAGAAAGAAUCAAACACAAAGGGGAGUAUUUGCCUUUGCUACAAGGAAAAUCUUUGGCCAUGAUUUUUGAGAAAAGGAGCACAAGGACCAGAUUAUCUACAGAAACUGGAUUUGCUGUCCUUGGAGGACAUCCAUGUUUUCUUACUCUGCAAGAUAUUCACCUGGGCAUUAAUGAAAGCAUCACCGACACCGCACGGGUAUUAUCAACCAUGACAGAUGCAAUUCUGGCACGAGUGUACAAACAUGCUGAUCUAGAGGUGUUGGCAAAUGAGGCCACCAUACCAGUGAUAAAUGGACUGUCAGAUUCUGACCACCCUAUCCAGAUUUUAGCUGAUUACCUUACACUUCAGGAACACUAUGGGUCUCUGAAAGGACUGACCCUCAGCUGGAUAGGUGAUGGCAAUAAUGUCCUGAACUCUAUUAUGCUGAGCGCGGCUAAAUUUGGGAUGGACCUGCAAAUAGCUACUCCAAAGGGUUUUGAACCAAAUCCCAUGAUAACCAAAGUAGCUGAAGAGUAUUCCAGAAAGUACAACACAAAAUUGUUCAUCACCACUGAUCCUUCCAAAGCUGCCAAAGGAGCCAAUGUUUUGAUCACAGAUACAUGGAUAAGCAUGGGACAAGAAGAAGAAAAACAGAGAAGACUGAGGGCUUUCCAAGGUUACCAGAUCACAAUGCAGACUGGAGAACUGGCUGCUCCUGACUGGACAUUUUUACACUGCUUGCCCAGAAAGCCUGAAGAAGUUGAUGAUGAAGUGUUUUACUCCCCACAAUCACUUGUUUUUCAGGAGGCUGAAAACAGGAAAUGGACAAUUAUGGCUGUCAUGGUUUCCCUGCUGACAGAUUACACUCCACAGUCGCAAAAGCCUACAUUUUAAUUUUUGGAUUUCUGCCAAGAGAAAAGAUUCAUCGCCAGUAGAAUAUUUUGUGCCAUGACCCAUUCUCUCACACUCUCAGAAAGAACAUCAAAGCAAUGAUAAUUGUUUCACAAAACGUUGGAGUUUUCUAUCUUAUUUUCAUUCUGCAUCUGUUCUGCUGCUUAAGCAUUGCAGCUGCAUUUCUUUUUCUAGUUGCCUUUCCAUCUACUUCCUGCAUAUAAAUCAGUCUCCUAAAUAUCUAUACCCCAACAAAUGGAUCAGUUAGAAAUGCAGGCAGUGGUUUCACUUUGCAAUAGCAGAACUGAGUUCACACAUAUGUCCUCAGGAUGUGUACUGUGCUAAUCACUGCAGGGCGUGAGUAUAAAGAACAUGUACCUAAAAUGACUGCAUGUAUUUUGUAUCCACUUUGAAAAAAAUCUUACAUUUUUGCCUUGACAAGUUGGUCCUCUAUACUUACAAUUAAACUGGGUUUCCCAGAAGAAAGGAGUUUCUGUGGUUUGACUAAUGAAUUCCCAGAUUAUCUGAAAGAUGCUUGAUGAAUUCAGUUUUUGUUAAUUUUGAUAUCCCAGACUAACAUGUGGGUCAAAACCUAAUUAUGUUUCAAGAUGUGCACUUGUUUGAAUUCUUAGAUUUAAAAGUUUAUCUUUUCAAAUGUUUUAAAAUCCAUGUUUUACAAUAAAAUACAUCUAGAAAUACACCUACAAAUAUGUAUUUUGUGAGAACAGUAUAUUAAAAAUACAUGUUUACAUAUGUAUAUAUUUGUGCACUUUUAUGUAGAUUAAAAAAUGAUACACUAAUACAGAAUGCAGGUCAGAUUAGAUUUAUGAAUAACACAUGCAGAAUUGACAUGGAUCAGAAAUAGACAUUUUUUCCAUAUCUAAUCCAGAUUGAUACGUUUACUUGAAAUAGAUUGGAAAUGAACUGUAUUUUACUGAUUGGCUCAAAAUUCAUUUCCAAUAGAUAUUGGUUUAACAUAUUGCACCAUCGUGGACUGCCUCUGUUUUCUACAGAUAAUUAGGGUUAACAAGAAAGAGAAUGCUCCUAGAUUCCAAAGUCUGUGAAAGCUUCUAGUAGAGACUCAGGCUAAAGAUAGCCAAUAAAGGCCCAAGCAAUAGUGGACACCUGUAAGUAAAAACAAGCUUGGGUAGAGGGGAAACACUGGGACAUACCACUACACCUGUAACAAUAUAACAAGUCUUUGAAGAUGGCACUUCACACCAAUUGUCUAUUAUUGA
Pogona vitticeps (central bearded dragon) is the source of this 2409-nucleotide messenger RNA. RefSeq names its product ornithine transcarbamylase (gene OTC). Gene Ontology annotation, cellular component: mitochondrion. Gene Ontology annotation, molecular function: ornithine carbamoyltransferase activity; amino acid binding. The record is from RefSeq and is a predicted model, not a curated record. Gene Ontology annotation, biological process: L-citrulline biosynthetic process. Lineage: Eukaryota; Metazoa; Chordata; Lepidosauria; Squamata; Agamidae.